AUGGUUGGGAAGUGGGGGAGUACACCUGACAGUCCAUGGGCAGGGGCUUCUAGGUUGCCUCAGAGGUCUUUGUCUAGCCAGGAAAGCAGCACUGACAUGAAGAUAUCUUGUCCACGUCUGCAGCUGAAAGACAAAGAAGACGUUUAUCUCAGCGUUUGUGUAUUUGGCCAGUACAAAAAGACAGAAUGCGUCCCUCCUAUCUUCCCACUGGUCUUCAAUGCCAGAAUGGUUUUUGAAAAGGUGUUCCCAGACGCCAUAGACCCGGGAGAUGUAGUAGCACAGCUCGAAUAUGACACAGCAGUGUUUGAGUUGAUACAGCUUGUUCUGCCAGUGGGUGAAACACUCUCUACAUAUGAGGAGAACACGAGAGACUUCAUGUUCCCUGGUCCAAAGCAAAUGUCUGGACACCAUGAUUCAAACCGCCAAGUUACGAUGCAGAGGAUUUCUGGUAUCAGAAAAUAUAAUUUUACCUCUAAGGACUGCUUUGGCUGCAUCCCAGAAAUUUUGGGACUUGCCCCACGACUGGAAUUUUCUACUACAUCUGUGAUUACAGAAUGUCUGAUCAGUUCAAGGAAGUGUCGAGGAGUUCAGGAUAAACUGUUAUGCCAUGCCAACCCUGCUGAAAGGAGCCAUGGCCGAAUGCAAAUGAGGGGGGCAGCAAGACCUUCCAAGAAGAAGUCCAGGUCCCCUGAGAGACACAAGUAUUGCGUAAACCCACGGAACUAUGAGCAGCCCACCAUCUCAUCCAAGUGCCAUUCUCCAUCCCCAUACACCAAGAGGCGGAUGUGCGAGCUGUCGGAAGACACCAGGAGGCGCUUAGCUCAUCUCAACCUGGGACCCUACGAGUUCAAAAAAGACACUGACAAACCUCCGUUUGUCAUCAGACACGCUGACACCCCAAACCCCAAGCUUGAGGCUCUUCUUGGAUAUUCUGGCAGGGAAUCUUCAAGAGAAGGAUGGUGCAAAAUGCACAACGAUCACACUCAUCUUGGCAGCUACCGAACCAAGGAUUAUAAGAUUACUAAGACUUCUCAUGGGAGAGACCGUGAAGAUUCUCUUGACCGGUGUGAAGAAUAUCUCGCCUCAAGGCAGUCUAGGCCACAUAACACAGAUAGGAAUCUCUUGGUCCAUUCAGCACCCUCCACAAUGCAGAAACGUUCACCUAGCCCGGUGCUCAAUCACUCAUCUCUCAGGGAAAGGUAUCAUUCAGAUUGGUGCUCACCUUCAAACUCAGAUGAAAUACAUGAGCGGGUAAAGAAUGUAUUGAAAUCACACGGGACUCAUCAAAGAUGUCUAUAUGAUGAGAGAGACCAGGAAAAAGAUGAGGAGCUGGACCUGAAGAGAAGUUUUGCAUAUAAAGACUCCCUCUGUGACAGUGAUCCAGAGUACAGCAGAUCAUCGCCUCUGCCAUCCCCACUCUCACCGAUCGGCCGUCACUCCCUUCCAGCUGGCUCCUUCCCUGCCGCCUCCAAAUAUGCCCACCUCCCCCCUCCUGAAAAAACAUCGCUCGAUCCUUCCGUCCCCACCUCACCAGGCCGUCUCCUCACCAGGCCGUCCAUCUACAACAGCAGUUCCUUAUAUAGGCCACGUCCCUUGGUCCACUUGGAUAACGGUGAAUACUGGUCCAACCGAGCAGCAGCUUAUAAAGGAAAGUCCCAUCGAGGCAACUUUGAGAACAGCAUGGACAAGAUCUAUAGGAACUUGUACAGGAAAGCCUGUGGUUCCAGCACACAGGAAAGCUUAUAACCACACCUACAACAGACUGUACUUGCCCAGGCAUGCUUCUCAAUGAAAUCUGUUAAUAGAAUCACUUUCCGUGUCUAUUUUCUGCUCUCCC
This is a messenger RNA of Gracilinanus agilis (Agile Gracile Mouse Opossum), 1837 nucleotides long. RefSeq names its product spermatogenesis associated 6 (gene SPATA6). NCBI's taxonomy places the organism in Eukaryota, Metazoa, Chordata, Mammalia, Didelphimorphia, Didelphidae. The coding region runs from base 1 to 1746 and encodes 581 amino acids. The transcript has 15 exons. Gene Ontology annotation, molecular function: myosin light chain binding. Gene Ontology annotation, biological process: motile cilium assembly; spermatogenesis. The record is from RefSeq and is a predicted model, not a curated record.